AUAAAAUGGAAAGCAGGUGUGUGUGUUUUUCUCGUUUUAAUAUUAUGUCAAUUAAAAUUUUAAUCUAAUAAGAAAAUUCAAAAUACCAAAUUUCUCCUUAAUGGAUAGGAAAAAAAAAAGAAAAAAAAAACCAUUUUUUUAUAUGUAAUUUUUUAAUACGAGGAAAGAAAAUUUGGGUCUCUGUUUGUGUUUCUUUGGGGGGUAUUAUCAAUGGUUGAAUUAUAGAAAGCGAAACAUACUUCCCCCUUCGGAUUUAAGAAGGAAAAAGGAAAACAAAAGAAAAAAGCUAACUCAAUAUGCGAUCUUUGAUUUGAUUCUGGGACUUUGGUGAAAUCUGGGCCGUUACAUUUUCCGUUUCUUCGAUUGAUUUUCAGACUGUGGAAAACGCAGGCAGAGACAAACCAACGCACAGAGAGAGAGAGAGUGUGUGUGUGUGUGUGUGCGUGUGAGUGAGUGAGUGAGUGAGGGAAAUGAACGGAGGCGAUGAGUUAGUCGCAGCUCCGGCGGGCCCGCCACAGCCGUUGGAUUGGAAAUUCUCUCAGGUAUUCGGUGAACGAACCGCUGGAGAAGAAGUUCAAGAAGUUGAUAUUAUUUCAGCAAUUGAAUUUGAUAAAACUGGGGAUCAUCUUGCAACUGGUGACCGUGGGGGCCGGGUUGUUCUCUUUGAGAGGACAGAUACAAAGGAUCAUGGUGUGCCGAGAAGGGAUUUGGAGAGAAUGGAGUAUCCGAUUGGUCGGCAUCCCGAGUUUCGUUACAAGACCGAGUUCCAGAGCCAUGAGCCUGAGUUUGACUAUCUCAAGAGUUUGGAAAUAGAAGAAAAAAUCAACAAAAUAAGAUGGUGUCAAACAGCCAACGGUGCACUCUUUCUCCUUUCAACCAAUGAUAAAACCAUCAAGUUUUGGAAGGUACAAGAAAAGAAGGUCAAGAAAAUUUCAGACAUGAAUUUGGACCCAUCAAAAGCUGUAGGAAAUGGCAGCAUUGCUAGUUCAAGUAGCCCCAAACAUUGUCUUGCAAAUGGAGGCUCCCCUGACAGAUCCUACAACUAUUUGGGCAAUGACUUCUCUUUCCCACCUGGAGGCCUGCCAUCAUUGCAUUUACCUGUGGUAGUAACAAGUCAGGAGACCAACCUAGUGGCUAGAUGUCGAAGAGUAUAUGCCCAUGCUCAUGAUUAUCACAUUAAUUCUGUUUCAAAUAACAGUGAUGGCGAAACUUUUAUAUCAGCUGAUGAUCUGCGUAUAAAUCUUUGGAACUUGGAAAUUAGCAAUCAAAGUUUCAAUAUCGUCGAUGUAAAGCCUGCAAACAUGGAAGAUCUAACUGAGGUAAUAACAUCAGCAGAGUUUCAUCCUACCCACUGUAAUACGUUGGCAUAUAGCAGUUCAAAGGGCUCAAUUCGCGUAAUUGAUUUGCGGCAGUCAGCAUUGUGUGAUUCUCAUGCCAAAUUGUUUGAAGAACCAGAGGCACCUGGUUCUAGAUCAUUUUUUACAGAGAUAAUUGCCUCAAUCUCCGAUAUCAAAUUUGCAAGGGAUGGAAGAUAUAUUCUAAGCCGUGAUUACAUGACUCUUAAGUUGUGGGACAUCAAUAUGGAUUCGGGUCCUGUUGCAACUUUCCAAGUUCAUGAAUACUUAAGGCCAAAGCUGUGUGAUUUGUAUGAAAAUGAUUCAAUCUUUGACAAAUUUGAGUGUUGCCUAAGUGGUGAUGGAUUGAGAGUGGCAACAGGUUCCUACAGCAAUCUAUUCCGUGUAUUCGGUUGUGCCCCUGGAAGCACUGAGGCAACAACUCUGGAAGCCAGCAAAAAUCCAAUGAGAAGACAAGUUCAGACUCCCUCAAGGCCUUCCAGAUCCUUAAGUAGCAUAACACGUGUUGUCAGACGAGGAGCAGAAAACCCCGGAGUUGAUGCGAAUGGAAAUGCUUUUGAUUUCACGACAAAGUUGCUGCACCUAGCUUGGCACCCAACAGAGAACUCAAUCGCAUGUGCUGCAGCAAACAGCUUGUACAUGUACUAUGCAUAAAAGAUGGUCCAAGAAGAAAUAUAUUUGCUUGGUUAACUUGUUUCAGGUUGCUGAUGACAAAAGGUCCUUUCCCUUUCCCUUUCCCCUCCCAAGUCCCAACCAGUGAGUUACAGGCUACAUUGAUUCUCACACUUCCGGUGCCCUUAAAAUCCGUAGCAAAUGCUAUAGUAUCGGACCAAGAAAUGGCUGCCAUAGAUCCAUGAGGAAGCAAACCCAUAUAUGUUCCUGUGCAGGCAGCUUGGUUCUCUUUUACCGAUGACUUCACCUCAUAAACCCUAAAACAUUGCCAGUUCUUUUUUUACUUCUUAUUUUUAACCCCCUCCCCAAUGAGAUGUGGAGUAAUGUUUCUAGAUUUGUGUCGGGUUGAAGUUAGCAGGAAAUUGUGAUUGUAGCUCUCCUACAACAAACUAAAGGAUGUUCCAUAUUUACCACUAGGUUUAAGCUUAAGAUGUAGUGUUUCUCUUUUUUUCUUUUUAAUUUUUAUUGAAAAAAAAAAUCUUUGGUGGGAA
This is a messenger RNA of Gossypium arboreum, 2518 nucleotides long. RefSeq names its product serine/threonine protein phosphatase 2A 55 kDa regulatory subunit B beta isoform. Gene Ontology annotation, molecular function: protein binding; protein phosphatase regulator activity. Bases 471 to 2009 code for a protein of 512 amino acids. The transcript is spliced from 14 exons. Gene Ontology annotation, biological process: peptidyl-serine dephosphorylation. Gene Ontology annotation, cellular component: protein phosphatase type 2A complex; cytosol. NCBI's taxonomy places the organism in Eukaryota, Viridiplantae, Streptophyta, Magnoliopsida, Malvales, Malvaceae. The record is from RefSeq and is a predicted model, not a curated record.